This is a messenger RNA of Penicillium bovifimosum, 774 nucleotides long. Its product is annotated as putative Phosphoserine phosphatase. The transcript is spliced from 6 exons. The record is from RefSeq and is a predicted model, not a curated record. The coding region runs from base 1 to 774 and encodes 257 amino acids. Gene Ontology annotation, molecular function: phosphatase activity. NCBI's taxonomy places the organism in Eukaryota, Fungi, Ascomycota, Eurotiomycetes, Eurotiales, Aspergillaceae.
AUGGGUUCCACUUCUCUCCCGUAUAUGGAGACCAAGCCCAAGCUCAUCUUUUUCACCGAUUUUGAUGGGACAAUCACCGUCGAUGACAGCAAUGACUUCAUGAUCGACAACAUUGGCUUUGGCCGGGAAAAGCGCCAAGUGUUGAGCGAUCAGGUGCUUGACGAGACCUUGAGUUUCCGUGAUGCCUUCCGCGAGAUGCUCGAUAGUAUCAAGAUGCCAUACAACGAGUGCAUCGAUACGCUGUUGAAGAACAUGAAGCUGGACCCAUACUUCGAGGAAUUCUACCACUGGGCCAAGGAUAACAAUGUGCCCAUUGUCAUCCUGUCGUCGGGCAUGAAACCCAUCAUCAGCGCCUUGCUGGAGAAGUUCCUUGGUCACAAGCCUGCGGAACACCUUACCAUCAUUUCCAACGAGGCCGUGAGCCGAGAUGGCAAGGAUAUCAAUAGCGAGGGUGGCUGGCAGAUCAAAUAUCACGAUGACAGCCACUUUGGCCAUGACAAGUCACUGGAGAUUAGGCCCUAUGCCGCAUUGCCCGAUGGAGAGCGCCCGAUUCUCUUGUACGCUGGAGAUGGUGUUUCCGAUUUGUCUGCGGCCGCGGAAACCGAUCUUCUCUUCGCCAAGGAGGGCAAAGAUUUGGUGACCUAUUGCCAGCGCCGAGGCAUGCCCUACACCACUUUUGCAAAUUGGUCCACAAUCCUUUCAACUUCUAAAGACAUCCUGAGUGGCAAGGUGACCGCCGGUGAAGUGGCUGCCAAGGCCUCGCUCGGUGUGUAG